CGUAAGGUUGCGAGGUUAUAAUGAGUUAUCUUAAAUUUUUCGAUUAACAGUAAUAACACCUGAUUACGAGGAAGGAAGGGCCGCAGAGGAGGAAAAUUCAUCUUUUCCUGAUCAUUUUCAUGGUCUAGCUUUCUCUCUCAUUCUUGAUCAACUGACUCGCUCGACAGCAAGCUUGAAAUUCGAGGUAUUUAUAAAGCAUCAAUAUAAUUGUAAUUCUGAUUUUUUUUAUCAGAUCUAGAUCCUACAUUAGGCAUUCGUUUGGAACCAUGAUUUCAAGACUUAAAUUAAAGGCCUUUGAAUUUAACACCUUUGCAUGGACCAGUUUUGAAUCGUUUUGGUUCUUACUCGUGAUAUAUUGAAGGACUGAUGCAGAUGCAGGUGCAACCUAAGUAUUAUCCAGUUUCUUAUCAUGAAUUUUCUGUUUUAAUUCCUUUACAUGUGGUAUAUUGAUAUUAUAGUGAAGAGAAUUUUAAAACAUGAGGCAUAAAUACGGAAUGGAUGAAAAAUGCUUCAAUGUACCUUAAAUUAAAUUUCAGUAGAAGAGCAUGGUAUGGGUGCACUCUUUGAUCCUUCUGAGCAGUUAAGGGAAGGAGGGUGGGCUUAUUUUCUGCUCAGCAUAUGGCAAUCAAGCCAAGGGUCCUAUAGCACAAGGAAAUCUGCUAUUUGAUUAGUUUGGCUGUAUUAUUUUUUGCCCUUGGGAAUGGAGCUAAGGAGGGUUCUAACAUGUUUUGUGUCUAUGGAAGUGCUACCUUAUAAAUACCCUUCCUUUGUGAACUUUUCAAUGAUUUUCCCAUGUGAACUUUGAAUUUUCCAUUAUUUUUUUUCAAUCACUUUCACCAUUAAGGUGCAGGACACACAACAGAGCAAGGUUCCAAAUUAAGUGUGUCCUUAAGAGAGGCACUGUGAGAGUACAGUAUCUAGCCCAGGAACACAACGCAUAGUCCCGGCCAGGUUUCGAACCCAGGCCUCUUGAUCUGGAGUCCAGUGUACUGACCAUUAGGCCACUACGCUUCUCCAGGCCACCAUGCAUCUUCAGGCUACCAUGCUUCUUACAUUUGUUUUAUGUUAUAAGAUUCCACUUUUACCUUAGGUGGACUUGCAAUACUGAUAAUAGUUGCAGUAAUGAUUUGAAUCAUAACAGAGUUUAAAAAAAUAAAUUGAAAGAAUGCUACAGGUAGCUGCUAAUGUUAACUGUAACUAUUAAAAUCCAAUAAAUUUAUUUGCUAAUUAUGUUCAAAUUACAAGAAUAGUACAUAAAUGUAGUGAAAAAGAGGAGACGUGCACUUACAGGUCUUUACCCAGAGUGCCAUUUGUAACAUUUUCUUACUCUGGGAAACAAUUUAAAAAAAACUGAAGGCAGAACAGUUAAAUUCAAUUGUAAUCUAAAACUGAGUCAAAAGAAAGGCAUAUAAUUAAAUGGAGAAAUUAUUGAUUUAAUGCCUCAGAGUUUCAACUUUGUGGGAUAUUUCAUUGUUUCAUGAUGGAUAACUCAAUGUGUAAGGUUAAGUAGCAAAACUAUUUUGAACAGGAUGAGUUAUGAAUUUGUCACAAGUUUUUAUUUCUUUCUACUUCCUUCUGUUAGCAACAAGAAGUCAUUCCUUUGCUUCCUUGCUUCCCAGUCUCUGAUCUCUCUUUUUUUUGACAGGAUCUCAUAUGACAGGAGAUAUAAGUAUGGACCAGCUGGGAACACCUGUAAAAUUCAAUGUAAGUGGAUGCAGUUAAGUGAUACUGAACUAUGAUGUGGCAUACUCUUUAUUUGCAGCUGUUAAUAUGUCUAAGGAUCAUUUGCAGAGCUUUACAUGAGUUGCUUGACUAUGUUCUUACUUGUCCUACGCUCAUUAAAUUUUACCGAGCUCAAAUCUUACUAUCUCUCUUAUUCUAGUUACAAACAUGACGCUAUCGACAUUGCGGAUCCUAACAGUAUGCAGGACGGGUAUCAUGAACUUCGUAAUAGACCUCGGUCACUGGAGAGUCUCUGUGGCUAAGUGGUAGAGCAUCGGAGCGCGGAAUCCGAAGGUCUGAGGUUCGAUUCCUUAUGGGGACUCAGAAUUUUUUCUUUGUCCCACGCUCGUGACAAGACGAAAAACAUCUUUCUCUAUUUCUUUACCGAGCUCAAAACUUACCAUCUCUCUUGUUCUGUUAUGUACUUCUACUUGUAAAUGUUACUGACCAAUUGGAGUCAGGUACUUAACCAGGAAAAUUUGGCCAUAACAACCAGUUGGAAGUUGUUGAAAUGAUAAAGAAAGGAACGAAAAACUGACCCGGAGUCCAAUUAGUUUGGGACACAUAAAUUUUAUCAGGCGGAUCAAAAAGUGUUGUCAUUAUAGGCAUUAUUGUCGUUUUUUCCAGGUUAUACAAGGAACUUAUUGUAUGGACAAAAAUGGCAUCACAACCGACAUCAGCGUCGGACAUCAAUGCAUUACUGUGAUGUCCUACUACGAUAAGAAGAGCAUUGAGGUGUGUUGCAAAGAAAAAGUUUUGAGUGCUAUUCUUGUGAAAUUUUGGACAUAAUUUGAGAGGGAAGAAUGGGAUCUGACUGAUCUUGACGUCCUCAUGGAAAAAAAAUAGCGGGGAAAUGGACUUUCCUUUAGUUUGAUGCCGCACUCGAACGUAGUUGUAACAGUCGUUCCGCCUUUUUGCAAUAGCUGACUGACCCCUCCAGCUUGAGAAAUCGGACAAGGGUGGUGUCUCCCUCCAGCCUCACAUAAAUUUCACUGAGAACAGUGCUGGAAACUGACUAUUCGGGAAUUAGAUCGCAUCGUAUUUUAAAGAAGUUAACGAUAAGUCAAAUGACCUUUGAUGAAAGAUGUCUUUUACGAAUCAUUAUAUAAUUUAAAGUUAUCAAAGCUUGUCUUGAGAAUAUUUAUUAAAAGUGAUGGUUUCGCCUAUCCUAACAAAAUUCCAAAUGGAGUAACAAAAAUUAUUGUCGACGAGUCAGUGACCGAAGUUGUCAUCGAAGUUGUCAGCGAGUUGACCGUGGUUGUCGGCGAGUUGGCCGAAGUAAUCAGCGAGUUCACGGAAGUCGUCGGCGAGUUGGCCGAAGUUGUCAGCGAAUUGACCGAAGUUGUCAGCGAGUUGACCAAAGUUUUCAGCGACUUGACCGAAGCUGUCGCCGCGCAAUCGUCGGCAAGCUGGCCAGUAAUGUCGGCGGGGUGAUUUAUGGUGUCGAAUUUACAUGUUGCUAAGUGAGCGGUAACUAUCAAACGCUUGAAGUUAGGCACUUAACUUUUAAGCUCUGUUUAAUAAACUGCUCGCAGACUGUAUUUGAUUUUUAUGUCGCUUAUCAUUUUAAAGUUUGCUUUUUAUCAGUCACGAUAAGCUUUGAUUAAAGCUCUGUUUUUCCAUAGGAACUCAGAGUAGAAGAUUACAUUCUUCAGGGGCGCAUACAAAGACCCGAGGGUAGGUGUUGGGAUCUUUAUUAUUGAUCUCAUCGACUUUUGUCUUGGUUGUUGCUUACUUAUGUAAUAUUUGCAAUUUGCUUUGUUUUCGAAAAAGCUAUCAGGUUGAGAAGCAAGAAGUAUCUUUGUUCGGAACACGCAGAAGCCCUGAAAAUUUACUGUCACACAGACAAAUGCCUUAUCUGCCUUUACUGUCAGGUAAAAUUGCUUACCAGCGUGGUGCAUUUUCAAGACGUCAAAAUCUUAUACCGGCUAAGAUAUUUCAGUUCUUCGGCCCAGCGCUUGGAAAUUAUGUAAAACUCAAAGGAAAUUCUCUCGUUUACUCAUAUCCUUGAGUGAUUGUCUGCGUAGCAGGCGUUUCUUUUAAGGGCGCGCGAUGGAAAAAAGGCAUCGGAGCCGCGAAAUGCACAAGUGGCACUCUCAAUAUUUAUAAACUAACAAAACAGCCUGGUACGCCACUAGUGUGAGGUCUGGAAUUGGCCAUUUUACAGGUCUGUCCUUAGUUGCCAAGUCUUUGAUUUGGAGUGAGGCUGAAGGUGACCUUGUGGUGAUAGAGACCAGUAUCUAGUUAGCAUGAUAACAAAGUAAUUUACAUUUUAAAAACAGCAACGUUUGUAUCAUAACCAGGUUACCCUCACUCUUGUUCAAAGGCUUGGCAACCAAGCACGUAAAUGUAAAAUGGACUAUUGAUUGACUGAAUUUGAAGUUUUGUCCACUCGGCGAGCUUGCUAUGUUUCCACCCGUCCCUCUCCCUUGACCUACUUCCUAUACACCAAGAGCUGCCCCGGCCAAACUAAGAAAAAUAGAGUUCACCUCUUUCUAAAAAAAUGGAUUCAUAUGUAAAAAAUUUGAUCAGCAGAAUGGUCUUUUCCAUCAUUUCAUUUUCUCAGCUGUCUACAAGUGGUUAGCCUCCUUUUGGUUCUGCACAUGUAGUUUAGAAUGUUCCUUUAGGGAAUUCUAAGUUACAUGCAUGCAAACCAGUUCAAUUUUGUGGUUAUUUUCUAUUAGUUCUAUGGCAGUCAUGUGGGUCACGAAUGCGAGCUUGUCACUGACAUUGCCACCACGAUACGUGGGGAACUAAGCAGCGUAUCUGAAAAAUUGGGCGAUCACUGUGAAUUGGUCAAGAAGUCAAGAGAAAAAGUGAAUAGCACAAAGAACUCUGUACUGGCCACUCAAAUAUACCUGCAAGACAGGAUCGGAAAACACAUGGCAUUGUUACAUGCUUACAUGAGUAAGGGAGAGACGUCGCUGAGGGAUGCUGUAAACGAUAAAACGAACCAGAAGAUAAUGUUUUUGAAUAAUCAAGAGAGGUUUGUCUCGUAUAGACCUCUUUUGUAAUGUCGGGCUUGAUUAUUAUCAGUACUUUCAUGUGCAUGCAAUUAAGCCUUCUUGGCCUCGCUUCAAUGAGGCUUGCAAUCGAGGACAUAAGGACUUUCAAAGCUAUGGAAACACGAGGUCAAAUCGUACUCUUCGGGUCGCUUGCCUUUGAUUAAUUUGAGUUCCAAUCAGCUCCCUGUAAUAUUUCCCAUUUUUAAGGAUUGGCCGCCAAAAUGACUUUGUUUUAAACACUCAAUAAAAGUCACUCCAUUUUACUUCAGGUAUGAGCUUAACAGUAACAGCACGAACUAAGGACGCGAUUUCUGGGAGAAGUUCUAAGAGAUAUAACUGAACUCCAGCGUAAUUUGUUUUGUGUUUUUUGUUUAGGGCCAUGUCAGGUAUUGUGGACAAAUGUGACUUAGCGCUUUUUUUGAUCGAGGAGUGUCAAAAGAAUGACAGCGCGUUGGUUGACGAGAAGCCCAACAUAGAUAGUCUCAUCGAUGAGGUCUCCGCUUUCAUGGAGAAGUGUGAGCUGGAGCCGGCGGAAACAGACAAUCUGACAUGUUACUUUGAGUAUAAUCUUUUAGAUUUGCUUAAAACACAAAUCGGUGGAGUAAAGAUGCUAAAGCCAGGACAAAAAGGUUGGUUUAGUUAAUGAUGUUUUAAAAGUCGUAGAUAAUGAAAAAUGUCAAAACUGCGUGUGAUGAAAGCACGCGUCAAGGAAGUCUUCUUUUUUUGCUUAAUUCGAUAUGGCAGUGCGAUAUGUCUACAAGAGUGAAAUUUAUCUAUGUUUUGUUUACAGGGAGCUCUAUUUACAACUUCAACGAGCAUGAGAUGUGGGAGGAAGGGAAAACCAAGGAUGCGGAGGUUCAAACAGAGGAUCCACAGGAAAGCACAACUCAUCAUACACCGCAAGAUCUGGUGGAAACUGCUGACUUUGGCUUGACGGCGCAAGUAAGGGACAACAGUCCUUCAGCCUUAGUGGAUCCAGGUGAGUCAGAAGUCAUCGGUCUUUUGGUUUGACGGAUUGAAUAUGCAUUCCAUGUGAGCACGUGUGUAAUUUUUUUUAUUGUUUUCAAUAUUCCUCUUCUUAGAUGUCAACGAAAAAGAUGAUCUUGAUUACAACGGUGACGAGAAAGUUAAUGACGAUGAGAAUGAAGUUGGACUUGAGGGAGGGGUGGGAGGCGAAUCUUCAGUGCUUGUUGAUCCUAACCUGGAGAUAUCAACAGAUUCACAAAGCUCUGGAGAAGUAAUAACUGGAUUACUGGAUGAGAUGCUUAGAAAGGUGGACGGAAUCGCAGGUCAGUUACUUUUAACUCCAUUCUCUUCAUGAAGAAUCAUCCUUUUUUUGUAUAAGUGGAUAAAAUUUCCAUUACUAGAGAAGAUAAAAAGGAGUCACUACUGAUCCUAAUAAAUCUAAAGUCAUAUCGGCAAUAUUAAUCUAGAAUCUAUCUAUCACAGGCCCGCCACGUUUUCAGCAUUGUGCCUACGAGUGGCUGCUAAAAUAAUGAUUUCUAGUGUGCACAUAUACUUGUGGACUAAUGGAUCGAGUUAUUAAUGGGGUGAGCUAUCCUAUAGCAUAGGAAAUUUAACCAACCCUGGCCUUUAUCAAUUACUUUUGAGUCUAUAUUAUGGGGUGUAUAUUCACAUUGAUUUUUUUUCAGUCGCAGAUGGUGACGAUGGCAGUGACAGUGUUAAACAAGAGAUCGAGACUGACGAUUAA
Molecule: messenger RNA, 6438 nt
Organism: Pocillopora meandrina
Lineage: Eukaryota; Metazoa; Cnidaria; Anthozoa; Scleractinia; Pocilloporidae
Source: the annotation of a GenBank genome assembly